This is a messenger RNA of Helianthus annuus (common sunflower), 756 nucleotides long. RefSeq lists its product as uncharacterized. The record is from RefSeq and is a predicted model, not a curated record. NCBI's taxonomy places the organism in Eukaryota, Viridiplantae, Streptophyta, Magnoliopsida, Asterales, Asteraceae. Gene Ontology annotation, biological process: proteolysis. The transcript is spliced from 2 exons. Gene Ontology annotation, molecular function: cysteine-type peptidase activity. Bases 23 to 448 code for a protein of 141 amino acids.
UGUAUAUAAUCAACCAAGCACCAUGUACGGGCCUAACUUUACCGACAAUAAAUGGCUUGAAGUUUUUAGUUCAAAUAUUGAAGAUAUAUUAAAGAAAUACGAGGUAAAGAAACUAGAACUAGUUGAUCUUAUAUUCAUUCCAGUACUUCAAGGUGAUCAUUUCUACUGUCUGUGCUUCCACAUGAGAACCGAAAAAGUUGAAUUAAUUGAUAACUCUGGUGUCGAAGCCGAGUUUGAUGCUAAAUACGAAGAGCUUCCCAAAACUCUGUGGAGGAUACUGAUUUUGUUCCUAAAGAAGACCUUAAAAACAAAAAAAAAAUGUUUCAAACAAAUGGAAACAUCCAUUAUAGAAAGAAAAACAAUGGAGUGGAGAACUGUUAACAACGGUGUAGACUGUGGAGUUUUUACCAUGCUACAUAUGGAAACAUACAGGAGGAAAACGCCAUGACAUGUGGGUUUGCGAAGGAAGGUGAAAAAAACAACAGACAAGAUGCACAAAUUCGACUCCUAAGAAACCGAUAUCUUAUUCAAAUUAUUAUAUUCGAGUACAAUCUACAACGUCAAGAAAUUAUCGAGGCUACAAAGACAUUUGACAAAUGGCCGAACAGGGACGCAUAUCUGCAUGUUUUGGAUAAAAAAAUCGAAGCCAGAUUGGAUCGAUAUUUUGGGAGGUUAAAAUAAACUUUGCAAAAAUAUUUUUGUUAUUUUGCUUAGUUCAAUACGUAAUUUAGUUUCGUGCUUUUUUUAUUAGAUAUU